Molecule: messenger RNA, 939 nt
Organism: Echinops telfairi (small Madagascar hedgehog)
Lineage: Eukaryota; Metazoa; Chordata; Mammalia; Afrosoricida; Tenrecidae
Product: olfactory receptor 51B5
Exons: 1
Coding region: 1-939 (312 amino acids)
Biological process (GO): G protein-coupled receptor signaling pathway
Cellular component (GO): membrane
Molecular function (GO): olfactory receptor activity; G protein-coupled receptor activity
Source: RefSeq, a predicted model, not a curated record
AUGCGGGAAGACAACAGCUCUGUUUCCUUCCUGCUGACUGGGUUUCCAGGCUUGGAGACAUCUCACAGCUGGAUUUCUGUCCCCUUUGUCGUAGUUUAUACCUCUGUCCUUUUUGGCAAUGGCACCCUCCUCUUUCUUAUCAAGGCAGAUCACAAUCUCCAUGAGCCCAUGUACUACUUCCUGGACAUGCUGGCAGCCACAGACUUAGGGUUGACUUUGACCACGAUGCCCACAGUGUUGGGAGUCCUCUGGCUGGAUCACAGGGAGAUUGAUAAUGGGGCCUGCUUUUCCCAAGCCUACUUUAUACACUCACUUUCCUUUGUAGAAUCCGGAAUUUUGCUUGCCAUGGCCUAUGAUCGAUUUGUUGCCAUUCGCAAUCCUCUUAGAUAUACUUCCAUCCUCACCAAUGCUAGAGUGAUGAAGAUUGGUCUUGGAGUUCUUACGAGGGGAUUUGUCUCUGUUAUUCCCCCAAUCAUGCCCCUUUAUUUUUUCCCUUAUUGUCGCUCCCACAUCCUUUCCCAUGCAUUCUGCCUCCAUCAAGAUGUCAUCAAACUGGCUUGUGCAGAUAUCACUUUCAAUCGUCUGUAUCCAGUUGUACUUGUGGGCCUCAUCUUUGUCCUGGAUGCUCUGACGAUUCUCAUCUCCUACGUGUUGAUACUGAAGAGUGUCCUGAGCAUUGCUUCCAGAGAGGAAAGGGUCAAAGCCUUCAAUACCUGUGUCUCCCAUAUCUGCUGUGUACUGGUUUUCUAUGUCACAGUGAUUGGCUUAUCUCUGAUUCAUCGGUUUGGGAAUCAGGUCCCACAUAUUGUUCACCUCAUUAUGAGUUAUGUCUAUUUUUUGUUCCCCCCCUUAAUGAAUCCUAUAAUCUAUAGUGCUAAAACCAAGCAGAUUCGGAAUGGCCUUCUCCGCCUUUUUACUAUCCAUAGAGUUGGCGCUUAA